Messenger RNA from Verticillium dahliae VdLs.17, 2483 nucleotides. Its product is annotated as myb-like DNA-binding protein. Gene Ontology annotation, molecular function: RNA polymerase II cis-regulatory region sequence-specific DNA binding; DNA-binding transcription factor activity, RNA polymerase II-specific. Bases 614 to 1528 code for a protein of 304 amino acids. Gene Ontology annotation, cellular component: nucleus. The record is from RefSeq and is a predicted model, not a curated record. The transcript has a single exon. Gene Ontology annotation, biological process: positive regulation of transcription by RNA polymerase II; mitotic cell cycle. Lineage: Eukaryota; Fungi; Ascomycota; Sordariomycetes; Glomerellales; Plectosphaerellaceae.
GCUCAUCGGGAGUUGCGGACUCGAUACACUGAGGGACUGUGUAGGUUUACAAAAACUCCCAUCCUCCUUCUUAACUCCCGGCCACCCACCUCGCCACGCCUCCGCGUUGAUUUAGAUAAGCACCACAUCUGAACAGACGAUAUCAUUGAGCUGUCUAUCUUUUUUUUUUCUUUGAAACUCGACGCCAGCGAUACUUCCUGGCCUAAGUUAACGCGCUUCUCUCGACCACCCAGUCAACUCAGUCACAACACUGGACUCGAUCAAUCUUUGACUUGGCUGACUGCUUCAUCUCCUGGCGCUGUGUCCGGGUCCACCCCUACCAAGGUCAUUCCGAAGUUGCUCUCCUCUAACAUUGCGACUCCCACUUCAUCCCGCUGCCCUGCAGACUCGAACCCAAUUGCGUACCCGACUGUUCUUCGAGCAAGUCAAAGAGCUGCUUAGUCCAGCCCUACAGAUUUAUUAUCACAAUUCAGACACAGAGUUGAAUCGGUCUGCCAUUCGCAUCCCAUCAUUCGAAUAAUCUGCCAACUCGUCAGGUUACACGAUCACUUCGGCACACUCGACUUCACGGAUCUCGAUCACUCAUCCUCGAGAACCGCCUUCGUGUAUGACCAUGGCGCAAAGGAGGGGUCCGUGGUCCCAACACGAGGAUGCAUGUCUGAUGCAGCUCGUUAGUGAGCAGGGUCCUCUUAACUGGGUUCGAAUUGCUCAAACCCUAGGCACCAGGACACCCAAGCAGUGCAGAGAACGCUUUCACCAGAAUUUGAAACCAACCCUCAACCACGAGCCCAUUACAGCCGAGGAGGGUGUACAGAUUGAAAUCCUUGUCAAUGAGCUCGGCAAACGGUGGGCAGAAAUCGCUCGAAGACUUUCCGGAAGAAGCGACAACGCAGUGAAGAACUGGUGGAAUGGGAACCAAAACCGUCGGAGACGCCAUGACCGCAGAAGAGGCACACACCCUCGACCCAGCUAUGAAGACGGCCGAUAUUCUUCACCAAGACCCUACCAACAUCGCCCCUCUCUCACGCUUCACCCCGGGCCUAGUUCAAUGCCACAUGCUUCUACUACUCAAUACCUAUCUUCGCCAACAUCGCCUGCGCACAGCUCUGGGAACUACUCACGCCAUCAGCAUGGCUCAUCUCUUCCCUCACCAAGCUCAACAGCCUCGCCCAGGAGCGACGCACUUGAUGCUGAUAACACUGCACUGUCAGAUUCGGGAUCAAGCUACACGACAUCGCCUCGCGAACACUACACACGCGUCUCCCCCCCAGUACAACUACCGCCUCUCCGAACUGCCGUUACUUAUGACUCGCUUCCCCGCUCCCUGCCGGGUGUUGGUUCGCUGCUUCACACAGCCGGGGAGAGCAGAGAUGUGACCAUUGCAGGCACAUACCUGCCAGCGCGUUCUUCUCAUUUGCCUACAGCACCAUGUUCCCCAACAGAGGAUCACCGUUCGUCCAGAAGAUUUUUUGGCACGGUCGAAGACAGGGACUCACGGAUGACUGUAGAUCAGCUUGUCAACCGUUAAGUUCUGUUGAUGCUAGUCGAUCAGUGGCUUUUCGUUGGGUAUGUAUUGGAUAUGCGAGAGUAUGUUCAUAGUUGCAGGCGGCACGCAAUUUUGUUUAAGGAUACCCCUUUCGUGGCAUCGAUGGCCAGUUCACGCGACUGCUCACGGGGAGCAAGGUCAGUCCGCAUGGAAUGUAAAGGUAGACGGCAAUUCAAGGAUGUACACGAUGUUGGACCACGAACAAUAGAGUUCGUUGCUGGCACUGACGAGACAUUUCGGGCGUUGCCAGAGGUUGCAUAAAAUCAGGCGAUGCCGAAUAGACGAGUGAUUACAAGCAUCGCAGGCUCAACACUUGCUCAUGCUCUUCAGUUAGGGCUGAACGCAAGCUACAGCGCAACAAAAUAGACGUCGAACAAGCCAUUUGUGGUUUGGUGUGAAGUAGCAAGAAGGUUCGGUAGCCUCUGAAGAUGGUGAAUGGUGCAAUCCAAAAGCUCACCCACCUGUUGCAGCAGUGGUGUAUUGGACUGUCUUGAAUUCUGCUGCAUCGAUACCUAAGGUUGCGUCGGGCACAGGGCUGAAAACAGACAACGUUGUGCUGCAGGAUGUAUCUUGGGUUUGGCUGGGUCUAGACCACGAAGCGCAGCGGUUUCGCCGUGAAUGACGCGUUUGUCGUGAUGACACAGGGAUGGACCGAUUAGCCCAGCCGAUCUUUCUCGGGCAUGACAAGACUGGCAGCGGCAAGGUAAAAAGGUGGGGGUGGGGGUUAUUGUUCCGGUAAUGGCUCGUCACCAUGGCGCUCCGAUACAUCUGCUUGUUCCACUUACACACAUCAGGGAUAGAAUUUGGUACGAAUCACGCAGUCUAACCUUCCCUCCAGAUUCAAGGCUUCCCUUGUCUGUUGCAGUUCAACACUCAAGUAUGGAUUCAGAUGUCUAUGUUGACUACCGCGUCUGGCAUCGAACUGUGGAGCCCCCAA